AUGAACCGUUAUUUCAUGAACAAGACCUUCCUUCGUCUUCUUUCAUAUUGCAUCUUUUUCUUCCUUCUACGCUUCAUCUUCAUCAUUUCCUUCAAUGAAACUUUCUGCAAUCAUUAUUCCUCCAAUUUCUGCUUCUUUUCAACCUCAAAAUCUCAUCAAAAUGCAGAUUCUUCUCAUAGCAAUCUUCUUCAAAACGACUUUCGAACCUCUAAUCAGUAUGAAUUUUACUCCUCCAUUUUCCAAGAUUUAAUCUUUAAUGGCUUCGUAUCUUCCAAUUCUUCUUCUUUCACUUUCUCGAAAUCCGAUAUUAUUGCCCUUCAAGACCUUGGUGUGAAUCAGACAUUUUCCUCUUUUGAAAUAUCUGAUCAUUCUUUUGAUUUUAUGUUCUUUCAUGAUUUUGAUUUUCCUUCUUCAAUUUCUCUUAUGGGUAUUGUUUUUCAGAUCAACAGAACACUAAAUCCAUCUGGGUUUCUUGUAAUUCACACAAAAAACAAAGAUUUUUAUGCAUUUCAAUCAAUUCUUGAACUUUUUACUUUCUGCAAUUCAAUUAGGGUUCGUGAUAUCCAUGGUUCUACCCCAUCAAUACCUUCAAUUCGUGAAAUCAUUCUGCAAAAAUCAGUAAACCCAAUUCAUAAACAUGAUAAAAAAUCUGAUCAAUGCUCGAUUCUCGAGUAUAAAUUCCAAUUAAUCAAUGAUUUAGAACCCUUAAUCGAAAAAGAACCAUUAAAACCAUGGAUUACAUUGAAAAGAAACAUGAAGAAUGUAAAGUAUUUAACAUCCAUGGUGGAUAUAAGCUUCAAACCAAGAUAUAUUUAUAUCGAUGUGGGAUCUCGAAACUAUGGAUCUAGUAUAGGAAGCUGGUUCAAAAGGGUUUAUCCAAAACAGAACAAAAGUUUUGAGAUUUACGCCAUUGAAGCUGAUAAAGAAUUCCAUGGCGAAUACAGGUCAAAGAAAGAUGUAACCCUUUUACCAUUUGCAGCUUGGUUAAGGAAUGAGACAUUGUUCUUUGAGAUAAACAGAGAACCCAGAAAGAAAAAUGAAGAAUACAGAGGGAAAAUGGGGAAGAACAGGGGAAUGGGAAGGAUUGAUCCAGUACAAUCAUCAGAAAGAUUUGUAAGAAAUGUGGGGAAGAUUAGGGGAUUUGAUUUAGCAGAAUGGUUGAAGAAUGAAUUUGAGGAAAGGGAUUUUGUUGUGAUGAAAAUGGAUAUUGAAGGUACUGAGUUUAAUUUGAUUCCUAGGUUGAUUGAAACUGGUGCAAUUUGUUUGAUUGAUGAGAUGUUUUUGGAAUGUCAUUAUAAUCGAUGGCAGAGGUGUUGUCCUGGUGUAAGAAGUCCAAAGUAUGAAAAGAGUUAUGUUGAAUGCUUUCAAUUGUUUAGUUCUUUAAGGAAUAGACGUGUUUUUGUUCAUCAAUGGUGGUAGUGCAAAAAUACGACUUUGGUCAUGAUCACGGUAAUGUUCGCUAAACGGAUUUCACAUUGCGGUCAAUCUAGCUUUUAUUUCGGUUGCGGUAAAGUCUAAAGUCUUUACAAUACGGCUACGAUAUGAUAAUGCACACUUAUUUUUCACUAUGAUGGUUGCUACGCAAAGUAAUGGACUUGAAUGAUGAAUGGAUAGGUUUUAGAUUAGAUGGGAUUAAUCAUUAGAAAAAUGUAAUGGAGAGCAGACAAAUUUUUAUU
Amaranthus tricolor (Joseph's coat) is the source of this 1676-nucleotide messenger RNA. RefSeq lists its product as uncharacterized. Lineage: Eukaryota; Viridiplantae; Streptophyta; Magnoliopsida; Caryophyllales; Amaranthaceae. The transcript has a single exon. The record is from RefSeq and is a predicted model, not a curated record. Bases 1 to 1419 code for a protein of 472 amino acids.